AUGUUCAGCAGCACUUAUAUAAACAACUUCCUCUACACAUGGCCCUUUCAGGGUAACGUAGCCCCGGUCCUCCGCUGGGUUGGCAGCAAGAAAGCGCACAUGUUCCGCCAAGCCGUCCAGAAGAUGAUCACGGCGCGCACGUCUCAGCCAGCUGAUGCGAAGCCAGACUUCUAUGCUUCCGUUACUGGGGAAGGGGGCCUACAUCAGAGCAAGGUCUGGUCAGAGGCCCUGUUCUUCGUAUUGGCCGGGGGCUCAACGGUUGCCACGGCCAUGGUUGGUACCCUGUUUCACCUGUCGUGCCAUCCGGACGCGUAUGAUCGUGUUGCCACAGAGGUACGCGGGACCUUCUCGUCGGCCCGUGAAAUACAGCCCGGAGCGAAGCUUGCUACUUGCACUUACCUGCGCGCCGUGAUUAAAACCUUUCAUUGUGGACGGCCACGUGAUCCCACUGGGUACUGA
Messenger RNA from Anthostomella pinea, 459 nucleotides. The record is from the annotation of a GenBank genome assembly. Lineage: Eukaryota; Fungi; Ascomycota; Sordariomycetes; Xylariales; Xylariaceae.